Xiphophorus hellerii (green swordtail) is the source of this 1495-nucleotide messenger RNA. RefSeq names its product ring finger protein 166 (gene rnf166). Gene Ontology annotation, molecular function: ubiquitin protein ligase activity. The record is from RefSeq and is a predicted model, not a curated record. Lineage: Eukaryota; Metazoa; Chordata; Actinopteri; Cyprinodontiformes; Poeciliidae. Gene Ontology annotation, biological process: ubiquitin-dependent protein catabolic process; protein polyubiquitination. The coding region runs from base 470 to 1213 and encodes 247 amino acids. The transcript has 7 exons.
UUGCAGUUCCUCGGAUCCACCUCCUGCUGCCAGGAGAUGAUCCGCGGGACUUCAUCUUCCAGGGAGCUGAGCGCGCGGAGCGCCACGGCGAAGCCUCGCGAGCAAGCGCGUCUCUGGAGCCGCCAGCGCGGAUCUCACAGCCAUCUGGAUGCAGCUUUCCCUGCGCUCCACACGUUUAUGGGUCGAGGGUUUUAAUUGAGGUCAAGCAUCACGGCGUCGUGCUUUCAGUCGCCAGCGAGCGCUGCUUCCAAUGUUUACUUCUCUGGCAUGUCUUCUCCAGCCAGGGGGAAGUAAAGCUGAACAACAGAGGAGACAUUUCUCUCGUUUAUUUAUUUAUUUUUUUAGAAAAAGCCGUAGUAGAGGGACCCUUUUUUCCCCCCAUCCGCUGUACGGAAUAUGCACUAGCUAGUUUGAACUGUUAGUCCCCUGGUGAGGCUUUUGUCGACAACUGCGGCUCCUCUUCGGCUCCAUGAUGGCGAUGUUUCGGAGCUUUGUGUCGGCGAGCACCCAGUUUCGUCAGCAGCAGCAGCAGCAGUCCAGCAGCGGCUCCGGCCCGCUAGCAGCCCCCCCUGAGGCCGUAGAGAGCCAGUUCUCCUGUCCCAUCUGCUUAGAGGUUUACCACAAACCCGUCAGCAUCGCCAGCUGCGGACACACGUUCUGUGGGGAAUGUCUGCAGCCAUGUCUUCAGGUGGCCUCGCCCCUCUGCCCUCUUUGUCGUGUGCCCUUUGACCCCAAAAAAGUGGAGCGCUCCUCCAAUGUGGAGAAACAGUUGGCCUCCUACAAAGCCCCCUGCAGAGGCUGCAGCAAAAAGGUGUCUCUGGUAAAGAUGAGGUCCCACAUUUCCUCGUGUUCCAAAGUACAAGAGCAGAUAGCCAACUGUCCCAAGUUUGUCCCUGUGGUCCCCACAUCCCAACCUAUACCAAGCAAUAUUCCAAACCGGUCGACAUUCGUAUGCCCGUUCUGUGGGGCCAGAAACUUGGACCAGCAGGAACUGGUGAAGCACUGUAUGGAAAACCACCGCAAUGAUCCCAACAAAGUGGUGUGCCCAGUGUGUUCAGCCAUGCCAUGGGGAGACCCCACCUAUAAGAGCUCCAACUUUCUGCAGCAUCUUCUUCACAGACAUAAGUUCUCAUACGACACCUUUGUUGAUUACAGUAUUGAUGAAGAGGCAGCGCUUCAGGCGGCUCUGGCCCUGUCACUGGCUGAAAACUGACAUCAGACCCCGCUCUGUCCUCUCCACUCCUCUGCUGUUCUUCCACGGCAGAGCACUUUCAUUUUAUUCCAAAACAAAAGCAGCGUGACCAAUCCGAUCCUCACUGCACCAUAUGAAUUGAGCGUUUUUGAGGACGGGCUGGACCGCAGGUCCGGAGUGGAUCCAAUUACCACCCAGGAAAAACUCAGACACCUUGACCGUUGCAAGCCCCCCCAUCUACGGUUUGGAAAGCAGUUCAUCAGAUCCCCUUUGGGCCACUGCAGCGUGAAGGGCUACCUCCUC